Molecule: messenger RNA, 4561 nt
Organism: Varanus komodoensis (Komodo dragon)
Lineage: Eukaryota; Metazoa; Chordata; Lepidosauria; Squamata; Varanidae
Gene: KDM2B
Product: lysine demethylase 2B
Exons: 23
Coding region: 313-4113 (1266 amino acids)
Biological process (GO): protein demethylation; regulation of transcription by RNA polymerase II
Molecular function (GO): zinc ion binding; transcription coregulator activity; histone demethylase activity
Source: RefSeq, a predicted model, not a curated record
CUUCUGUUCUUCCCCCCGCAGCGCAGCCACGGCUGAGGCGGAGAGGCUGAGCUUGGCGGGGGCGUCCAAGCAAAGGGCAAAGCAAGCUGGCGCACAGCCUCAUCUCUGAGUCGCACAUCUGCCCGACCUGGUUGUCGGGGGGAUCUCCGCUCUGCUCCGCAUCGACAAGGCAGGGGCUUUCCUCCUCCUCUUCGUCCUCGCCCCAAUUUGGGGGGCCAACCCCAACAGGAGCCCCCUCCCUUCCCAAGAGAACCUUGCAGCAGGAGCCCAAGAAGGAACUGUUGACAAUUAAGAGAUGAAACUCUUCAGAACAUGGAGGUAGAGAAAGACUCUGGAAGGAGAUUGCGAUCCAUCGGCCGAAGGCUCUACGACGAGAACGAGGACCUGUCCGACGUGGAAGAGAUCGUCAGCAUCCGCGGCUUCAACUUGGAGGAGAAGCUGAGGAGCAAAAUGUAUCGCGGGGAUUUCGUGCGGCCCAUGGACGGGAAAGAUUUCACUUUUGAGUACGUGCAACGCGAAGCCCUUAGAGCCCCCCUCAUCUUCAGAAGUAAGGAUGGACUGGGAAUUAAGAUGCCAGACCCAGACUUCACCGUGCGGGACGUCAAGGUCCUUGUGGGGAGCCGCCGGAUCGUGGACGUGAUGGACGUGAACACACAAAAGGGCAUUGAGAUGAGCAUGUCACAGUUUGUGCGGUACUACGAGACGCCGGAGGCCGAGCGCAAGAAGCUGUACAAUGUCAUCAGCUUGGAGUUCAGCCACACAAAGUUGGCCAACAUAGUCAAGCGCCCCACAGUGGUGGACCUGGUUGACUGGGUGGACAAUAUGUGGCCCCGGCAUCUGAAGGAGCGGCAGACGGAUGCCACCAACGCCAUUUCGGAGAUGAAGUACCCAAAAGUGAAGAAGUACUGUCUGAUGAGUGUGAAAGGUUGCUUCACAGAUUUCCACAUUGAUUUCGGGGGUACUUCAGUUUGGUAUCACGUUUUCCGCGGAGGGAAGAUCUUCUGGUUGAUUCCUCCAACUUCUCAGAACCUAGAACUGUAUGAGGAAUGGGUUCUCUCGGGGAAGCAAAGUGACGUCUUCCUGGGGGACAGGGUGGACCUGUGCCAAAGGAUUGAGCUGAAACAAGGGAACACCUUCUUCAUUCCCUCAGGGUGGAUACAUGCUGUUUAUACUCCAGUGGAUUCCCUGGUGUUUGGUGGAAAUAUCCUGCAUAGCUUUAACGUUCCCAUGCAGCUUCGCAUCUACGAGAUUGAGGACAGAACGCGGGUGCAGGCCAAGUUCCGUUACCCUUUCUACUAUGAGAUGUGUUGGUAUGUUCUGGAGAGAUACGUGUUUUGCGUGACCCGGCGCUCCCACCUCAGCAAAGAGUACCUGAAAGAAUCGAUGUUAAUUGAUACCACAAGGAAACGCAGCUUAGACAGCUUUUCAUCAGACUCCUGGAUAGACAUGGAUGAAGAAUUGUGUGACCUUUCUACCCGGGAGGAGAAGGAUGAUAACUUGGAAAAGCUCCCCAAGGCCGCAGCUGACGGAUCAUCUUCUCCUAACAGCAUGCAUUCAGAAGGGAAGGAGAUUCCGGGGAAGAAGCAGAAACCCACGAUGCCCCGAUAUCUCAAAAGGACCUUGUCCAACGAGUCGGACGACAGUGUAAAGUCCACCCCGGCAGACUUUCCCAGAACUCCCACGGGGUCACCAGCCACAGAAGUGUCAGCCAAGUGGACUCACCUGACAGAGUUUGAGCUGAAGGGUUUGAAAGCCCUUGUCGAAAAACUUGAAUCUCUUCCAGAGAACAAGAAAUGCAUCCCCGAAGGCAUUGAGGAUCCCCAGACUCUGCUGGAAGAUAUGAAGAACAUCCUGAAGGAACAUGCGGAUGAUGACCAGACGCUCGCCAUUUCUGGGGUCCCGGUGGUAUCCUGGCCUAAGAAAAACUCCAAGAACCGGGCAGUCGGGAGACCGAAAGGGAAAUUGGGCCCCGCCUCGGCCGUGAAGCUCGCCGCGAACCGGACGACGGCAGGAGCCCGCCGGAGGAGGACACGAUGUCGCAAGUGCGAGGCCUGCCUGCGUACCGAGUGUGGCGAGUGCCAUUUCUGCAAGGACAUGAAGAAGUUUGGCGGGCCCGGCAGGAUGAAGCAGUCGUGCAUUAUGAGGCAGUGCAUCGCGCCGGUGCUGCCACACACAGCCGUGUGUCUGGUGUGCGGGGAAGCAGGCAAGGAAGACACGGUGGAAGAGGAGGGUAGCAAAUUCAACCUCAUGCUCAUGGAGUGCUCCAUCUGCAACGAAAUCAUACACCCUGGAUGCCUUAAGGUGCGGGAAUCCGACGGCGUGGUCAACGAAGAGCUUCCAAACUGCUGGGAAUGCCCCAAGUGCAACCACGCGGGCAAAACUGGAAAAGCGUACAAGCAAAAGCGCGGACCAGGGUUCAAGUACGCAUCAAACCUCCCCGGCUCCCUACUCAAAGAGCAGAAGAUCAACCGAGAAAACAAGGAGGCUGUCCCAGAGGCCACCAAGCGGAAAGUGGAGUGCGAGGAGCCCCCUCGGAAGAAGCUGGACGAGCGCCCCCAGAAGCCCCCCCUCGACCCUCUUUUGCGGAGGAAGUCUGAGGAAGCGCACCUGCGGCGGAAAAGGAAAUUUGAAAAGCCCCAGGAGCCCACCAUGAGGAAGCGGCUAAAACUGGGCAAAGAAGAGAAACUGUUCAGGAAAAAGAGGCGAUCAUGGAAAGCCGCGGACGACCGAACCCCACUGCUCAAGCCCCUGCGGCGUUUCAAGCAGGAGAUUGAGGAGGAUCUCCCAGAAGAGCCGCCGAAAAGCAAAGAGAGCGACCAGUCUCGUUCCAGCUCCCCAACAGCAGGACCCAGCUCAGAGGGGGCCGAGGCCCGAGAGAAGAAGUUGUUCAAGAUCCGACGGAAAGCCCGCCUCCCAAAUAAGGAACUGAGCAAGGAGCUCAGCAAGGAGCUCAACCAGGAAAUCCAGAAGACGGAGAACAGCCUGGCCAACGAGAACCACCAGCCCAUCAAGUCCGAGCCCGAGAGCGAGAACGAGGCGCCCAAGCGCCUGCUCGACUCCGAGCGGCCGCACCGCUGCAGCAAGAGCUUGAACGGGACUCCCAGGGAGCUCCGGCACCAGCUUCUGUCCAGCCUGCGCAGCAGCGGCAGCGGCACCCCCCCCAAGGCUGUCUCCCGGCCACCCCCUUCCCUCUCGCCCCCCAAGUGUGUCCAGAUGGAGCGCCACAUCAUCAGGCCGCCCCCCAUCAGCCCCCCUCCCGACUCGCUGCCCCUGGACGACGGGGCGGCCCACGUGAUGCAGAGGGAGGUCUGGAUGGCUGUCUUCCGCCACCUCAGCCACAGCGAGCUCUGUGUCUGCAUGAGAGUUUGCCGGACCUGGAACAGGUGGUGCUGUGACAAAAGACUGUGGACCAAGAUAGACCUAAACCAUUGUAAAUCCAUCACCCCCCUCAUGCUCAGUGGCAUUAUUAGGCGACAGCCCGUCACCCUUGAUCUGAGCUGGACAAACAUAUCCAAAAAGCAGCUGAGCUGGCUCAUCAACAGACUCCCAGGUCUCAGAGAUCUGCUCUUGUCGGGGUGUUCCUGGAUCGCAGUGUCUGCGCUCUGCAGUUCCAGCUGCCCCCUUCUCCGGACACUGGAUGCGCAGUGGGUGGAAGGCUUGAAGGAUGCACAGAUGAGAGACCUCCUGUCACCACCAACCGACAACAGGCCAGGCCAAAUUGACAACCGGAGCAAACUGCGCAACAUCACAGAGCUCCGCCUGUCAGGCUUGGAUAUCACAGAUGCUUCCUUGCGCCUGAUUAUCAGGCACAUGCCCCUCCUGUCCAAGCUCAACCUCAGCUAUUGCAACCACAUGACGGAUCAGUCCAUUAACCUGCUCACAGCCGUGGGGACCACCACACGGGAUUCUCUGACGGAAGUGAUUUUGCAAGACUGCAAUAAGGUGACAGACCAGUGUCUCUCCUACUUCAAGCGCUGUGGAAGCAUAUGCCGGAUCAAUCUACGGUACUGCAAGCAAGUAACCAAGGAAGGGUGUGAACAGUUCAUAGCGGAGAUGUCUGUGAGUGUCCAGUUUAGUCAAGUGGAAGAGAAAUUGCUGCAAAAGUUGAGUUAGUGUUUACAAGAGAAAUUUUGUAAAUAGCUGUGAAGUGGAAACGGGGCUCCAGAAGCUUACAGAAGGAAUUUCACUUUGGAGAUGCUGAAAAUGCCAAGGGUUGGUGGUUUGGAUUGUACAGGUAUGUAUGAUGUUCAAACCACCCACAAACUCUUUCAGCCUGGGUGGGAUCACGAUACUCCAUCCAGCUCCUUCAUGUACCUUCCUGUGGUGACAGCAAAGGAUUGUUCAUGCCCAGAGGAAGACGGGGGUACAUUUAUUUAAAUGCCACAGCUGGGGCAGGUGUAAAUUCUUCAAGCAUUUUUGCAGGUAUCAAAGCAAUGUUAAUUCUUGUGUCAUUAAGGUGGGUCAUGCCCUGCGUUUCUGCCUUUUGAACAUUUUUUGUUACAUCCUACAUUAUGCAGAACUAUUUUUGUACAAAUUUGUUUAAAAUUAUUUAUGCAGAGUU